Molecule: messenger RNA, 1992 nt
Organism: Brachypodium distachyon (stiff brome)
Lineage: Eukaryota; Viridiplantae; Streptophyta; Magnoliopsida; Poales; Poaceae
Product: AT-hook motif nuclear-localized protein 17
Exons: 1
Coding region: 344-1459 (371 amino acids)
Cellular component (GO): nucleus
Molecular function (GO): DNA-binding transcription factor activity; minor groove of adenine-thymine-rich DNA binding
Source: RefSeq, a predicted model, not a curated record
UCUCCGGCUAGGGCAAGAACCAAGAAGACACACACACCACUGGCGUGGAAAAGACAAAAGGAUAAAAGGGAACCUCUCGAACAGUGGCACCGCCUCCGCUGCUCAGGCUCAUCCUGUCCUGUUCCCGCUGCAGUGCUGCUACCCUUAAUUUGAUCUCUUCUCCCCCCAUAUCACUUUCUUAUCUCUCCCGUUCCCAAGUCUAGAGAAGAAGCCCCCCAUCUUCGUUACACCCACAACUAGCAUCGGCACUUGCCGCGGCCGCCGCAUCUUUCAUCUGGCUACUUGAUAAGUUGAUACUACUUCUCUCAGAAGCAAAGCUUUCUCCUUUCUUCGCUGCAUCUCCAUGUCAUUCGGCAAGGGAGACAUGAGCAAGGAGAACAUGUACCAUGACCCCAACAAGGACAUGCCAGCCAUACGCCGGUUCGCGGCACCUCCCCCGCCGCCGCCGCAGCCUAUGCACCAGCACCAUGGCGGACACGGCGAGCAGCCCCAUCCUCAUCCGCAGCAGCAGCAGCUGGAGUGCUUCUCCGACGAGGUGGACAGCCGCGGCACGCCGGAGCCGAAGAAGGAGCCCGCAGGCGGCGGCGGCGGCAGCGGCGCCCACCUCGCUUCCGGCGGCGGUGGCGACGGGUCGAGCAUCGAGGUGGCCAAGAAGCGGCGAGGCCGGCCGCCGGGGUCCAAGAACAAGCCGAAGCCUCCCGUGGUGAUCACGCGGGAGGCGGAGCCCGCGGCCGCCAUGCGGCCCCACGUGAUCGAGAUCCCCGGCGGCCGCGACAUCGCCGAGGCGCUGUCCCGCUUCGCGGGCCGCCGGGGCCUCGGGAUCUGCGUGCUCGCCGGCACCGGCGCCGUCGCCAACGUCUCGCUCCGCCACCCUUGCAGCCCGGCCACGGCGGCCCUCGCCCCGCCCGGCCUGGCUGCUCCCGCGGCGGUCGUCGUCGUCCAGGGCCGGUACGAGAUCCUCUCCAUCUCCGCCACGUUCCUGCCCCCGGCCAUGGCCGCCGCCAUGGACAUGGCGCCCCAGGCGGCCGCGGCCAUGGCCGCCGCGGGGAUCUCCAUCUCGCUCGCCGGCCCGCACGGCCAGAUCGUCGGCGGCGCCGUGGCCGGGCCCCUAUACGCCGCGACCACCGUCGUGGUCGUCGCGGCGGCGUUCACCAACCCCACGUUCCACCGCCUCCCCAUCGCCGACGAAGACGCCUCCGUGUCCGUCUCCGGCAGCGCGGACGCCGUCGCGGACGAGCACCGCGCCCAUCCGCACCCGCACCAACAACACCAACCGGAGCCGCCAGAACAGCGGCACCUACGGCGUCAGCCACCGCACCUGGCCGCGUCGACAUCAGGGGCACCGCCGGUGGAACCUUGCGGCGUGUCCAUCUACGGCUGCCACGCGCAGCCCCAACCGCAAGAAGUGAUCUGGCCGCCGGCUGCUCACCAGGCACCACGGCCGCCGCCACCGUACUAAUCGGAGAGAGUUGCUACUAGUACGCGCUUUACCCCAUUGCAUGCCUUUGUCCUGCGAGCUGGUUAAUGCCGUGGCAACGCGCGCCGCUGCCUAAUUGCUUGAUCUGCAUUGACCUUAACAUGCUAGGGUUUAACUCUCCCCCUUUUUCUUUUUGUUUGGCUUCCACUUAUAAUAUCGUCAUUGAUCCGCAUUGACAGAGGUUAGGUAUGUGACUGGAUACUGAAUCGUGUGAGCUAGCUGCAUGCACGCACGCCACGAAGUAGCCAAUGUUAACCUUUUUCCUUGUUAUUAUCUGUCUUUGGUAUUCUCAAACUGACCCAAUUUAGCAUAGAAUUAGAAAGGUUGUUUUCAUCCACGCCAGUGAGCCUGGAAAAUUGCUAGCUGCUCUCUUUUUAAUGAUGUAUUUAUACCAGGAUUAGUUGAGUUCUAGUAACAACCAGCAGCUGCAAGUUGUACGUACUGUGCCACUACUCUGAUGCCAUGCUCUUCUGUAGAAUCAUUUUUGCUGAUAAUUGAGGGCCUACAAUUAUAUA